This is a messenger RNA of Ruditapes philippinarum (Manila clam), 903 nucleotides long. RefSeq names its product CCR4-NOT transcription complex subunit 8-like. Gene Ontology annotation, cellular component: P-body; CCR4-NOT core complex; CCR4-NOT complex. The transcript has 5 exons. The coding region runs from base 190 to 888 and encodes 232 amino acids. The record is from RefSeq and is a predicted model, not a curated record. Gene Ontology annotation, molecular function: poly(A)-specific ribonuclease activity; nucleic acid binding. Lineage: Eukaryota; Metazoa; Mollusca; Bivalvia; Venerida; Veneridae.
AUGUGCACAUCUUUAAUUUCCGGUGAUGUACGCAACUUCCCGAAAUUUUGCAGCAGGUGCAUACAAAGAAAUGUAGUUUACGAGUAAUUUUGGCACUGACCGGUCAUAAUUCAUCAACAUUUUCAAAGAAUCAUUAAAUACAGUGGAGAUAAAUUAUUCAGCGAGAAGUAGACAGGACAUGUUAGAGAUAUGCCUUCAGUAGCACAGGCAGAGUAUGGCAUUAAGGAUGUGUGGAUGACCAAUCUUGAAGAAGAGUUCCGGAAAAUCAGACAAAUUAUUCAACGAUAUAAAUAUGUUGCAAUGGAUACAGAGUUCCCAGGUGUGGUUGCACGACCUAUUGGAGAGUUUCGCAGCACUGCAGAUUAUCAGUACCAGCUUCUCAGGUGUAAUGUUGACCUUUUAAAAAUAAUACAGAUUGGCUUCACAUUUAUGGAUGAGAGUGGAAACACGCCAUCUCCUAUAUCAACUUGGCAGUUCAACUUCAAAUUUAAUCUUACAGAAGACAUGUAUGCUCAAGAGUCCAUAGAUCUCCUAACAAAUUCUGGCAUACAAUUCAAGAAACAUGAGGAUGAAGGCAUAGAUAUAUUCACAUUUGCUGAAUGUUUGAUGACAUCGGGGAUUGUAUUGUCUGAUCAGGUCUUUUGGCUCUCAUUCCAUAGUGGCUAUGAUUUUGGUUACCUGUUAAAGGUGCUCACUGAUUGUGCACUACCUGAGGAGGAGGAAGAGUUCUUUGCCAUGAUAAAAUUAUAUUUCCACAAUAUCUAUGAUGUGAAGUACCUGAUGAAGAGCUGUAAGAACUUGAAGGGUGGUCUCCAGGAAGUUGCUGAGCAACUAGAAGUAGGUUUCUAUAGUUGUUAUCUUGUAAUAUUUAUAUUUAUGAUUGUAUAGGGAUAAAAAUGGUAU